GGGCAGGAGGAAGACGUGGAGAUGAGGAAGAGGAUUAACCUGGAGUUAAGGAACAGAGCCCCGGAGGAGGUGACAGAAUUGGUCCUUGAUAAAUACCUGUGUGUCAGUGGGGAAACGGAGGGCCCGAAUGACACUUUCAAAGAACUAGAAUUUCUGAGUAUGGUUAAUGGGGCAUUAAGUUCACUGGCCCAGCCUCCCAGCCUAAAUAAACUUCAGAAGUUGGCACUUAGUGACAAUGUGAUUUUUGGAGACUUGGAAGUUUUAGCAGAAAAAUGUCCAAAUCUUACCUUCCUCAAUCUGAGUGGAAACAAAAUCAAAGAUCUGAGUACAAUAGAGGGAGGCUCUGCAAGAUCUUAA
Fukomys damarensis (Damara mole-rat) is the source of this 357-nucleotide messenger RNA. RefSeq names its product acidic leucine-rich nuclear phosphoprotein 32 family member E-like. The transcript has a single exon. Lineage: Eukaryota; Metazoa; Chordata; Mammalia; Rodentia; Bathyergidae. Bases 22 to 357 code for a protein of 111 amino acids. Gene Ontology annotation, molecular function: histone binding; phosphatase inhibitor activity. Gene Ontology annotation, cellular component: nucleus. The record is from RefSeq and is a predicted model, not a curated record. Gene Ontology annotation, biological process: regulation of apoptotic process.